This is a messenger RNA of Paramacrobiotus metropolitanus, 1133 nucleotides long. RefSeq lists its product as uncharacterized. The coding region runs from base 207 to 968 and encodes 253 amino acids. The record is from RefSeq and is a predicted model, not a curated record. NCBI's taxonomy places the organism in Eukaryota, Metazoa, Tardigrada, Eutardigrada, Parachela, Macrobiotidae. The transcript is spliced from 7 exons.
GUAUUACUAUCCACUAUCUGUAUCUGCAUAUUAUUAUGUGCAUAUUACUCUGCAUAUUCCCUUGCCGACGCUAUGAAACCCUCGGGCACUAUGAAUGAGCGGUCGGGCUAUUGUCGCCAAGCAUUUUCCGAACCUUCGCUGGAUUUUUGUCUCGGGGCAUGCACUGUCACUUGAUCGAAAUGGAAGCGUAACCAUAGGUCUACAUCAUGCUGCUGUGGAUAUUAUCUUCCAUUCUUUUACUGAUUCCUCCUGGCUUUACGAAAGAGCUCUCGGACACCGCAAAACCCAACAAAACAUGUAAGCCAGUUCCCAAUACAAUUCGGCCAUCGUAUAACAAACCAGAGAUUUCCCAGUUCAUUAUCGGACACACCUGGUAUCCGUACCUGCUGUAUGACAGCAAAAACGACACCAACCCCUUUUUCCUCAAUGCAGAAAUCCACUACGAAAGCCUUGGCCGCGGCAAUGAGCCGACGCGGAAUUCGCCGGCGGACAUUGUCAUUCAGGAGGAAACGUACUUUGAUGUCAACGGGACAUGCAGUGACCUUUUGGAGAUUUCCUGGUUGACAAACGACGGACGCCAGAUAGGACCCGUGUUUGAUGUCACAUCAAAUAACACCCUUAGCGUCAACUCUUUCGAUGAUUCGGUGUUGUGGAAAACCGACCUGAAGACCUUUAUCAUGUUCCACAACUGUGACACUCGGAAUUCAGUAACCGGAAACUGCGACAGAGUAUUCAUCUAUGUCCAUACGACAUCAAAACCCCACAUGCUGACCGACGCUACCAAGCAGACAGUGACCACCGCCGUUGAAAAAGUGCUGCAACCAUACUGUCUCGGUCUAACCCAUUUUUCGGUGUAUAAAUGGGAUGACAACCUGGAAGUGUGUCCGCCAAGUGACCCCGAGAACCAUCCGGAUGCUUUUAAGAUCUUUGUCGACAAUUAUAAAUUACUGGCCGAGAAACCGGCUUAAAUUCUGGGGCCUAAUGCAAAAGGUCGUGUUGAAUUUUCGAGGGUAAACGAUCCUAAGUUCUUGACACUUGUGUAAUCUGUACUGCCUUCCGAGAGUUCAGUAUAAAAGUUAUACUAGCGAUUCUGAUAACUAUUGACUGAUGGUGCAUGAUGUCAAAAUUGCAAA